AUGCUCAUAUUCACCAGUGUUACUUGGCUGGACCUAUGUCUGGCUAGCGCCGCAGUCUAUCUGGUCAAGCAGUUAUCCGGCAAGAAGAACCCCGCACCAUAUCCCCCUGGACCUCCGGGGUGGCCUCUCGUUGGGAACAUCGCAGACAUACCUCACAACAAGGCCUGGCUCACCUUGGCAAAGUGGGGCAAAAAAUAUGGUGACAUCUUGCAUGUCAAAGUUCCGGGUCGGCACAUCAUUGUACUGAAUUCUGUCAAGGCAGCGAUGGAAUUGCUAGACAAAAAAAGCUCUAUCUACUCUGACCGUCCAGUUUUUGCAAUGGGUGGUGAACUUGUUGGCUGGAAGGACGGUUUGGCUUUUCUCUCUUAUGGUGACCGUUUUCGCUAUUACCGCAAGAACAUCCACCGCGUCAUUGGCAGUCGCACUGCUGUGAAUGUCUACGAACCAAGUGAGGAGAUCGAGGUUCGCCGAUUUCUGAAGCGCGUGUUUGCACAACCUGAGCAACUGGACGCACAUAUCCGACACACUGCUGGCGCUAUCAUUCUGCGAAUCUCUUAUGGAUAUGAAGUGAAGGAUAACAAUGAUCCUUUCGUCGAUCUUGUAGGCCGUGCAAUGCACCAAUUCUCGCAGGCUAACGAUCCUAGUGCCUUUAUGGUUAACAUCAUGCCAUGGUUGGCCAAUGUUCCCGAGUGGUUUCCUGGUGCUGGAUUCAAGUCCCUGGCCCGUGAAUGGCGCCAGACCCUCAAAGAGACUGUUGAUGCACCAUACAAAUUCGCCAAGGAUCAGAUAGGUGCCGGAAUUGCCCCAAUGUCUUACAUCUCGAAUCUGUUGAAAGGUCGUACUUUGUCUGCGGAGGAGGAUCACAUGGUGAAAUGGUCUGCUCUAUCCCUAUACGCCGGUGGUGCCGACACGACAGUUUCUACAAUUUAUUCGAUUUUCCUGGCGAUGACACUGUACCCUGAUGUGCAGAAGAAGGCUCAGGCUGAAAUAGAUGCUGUUGUUGGCACUGAUCGUCUUCCCUCCUUCGCAGACCGCGACUCCCUCCCCUACAUUGAGGCCCUUGUGAAGGAAUCACUGCGCUGGAAUGUUGUCGCCCCUACAGGUAUCGUCCACUGCGUCUCUGAGGACGAUAUCUAUGAUGGGUACUACAUUCCGAAAGGAUCUAUGAUCAUGCCUAACAUCUGGUCCAUGCUCAAUGACCCGCAGACAUAUGCUAAUCCCUCCCAAUUCAACCCUGAACGUUUCUUAGAUAAUGAUGGAAGGGGUCCCGAGCGCGAGCCUCGUACGAUUAGCUUUGGCUUUGGUAGACGGAUCUGCCCAGGUAUGUCCACUCACAGAAGUAUCCACCUUGCUGACGCUUCCAUCUGGAUAUCUGCUGUGAUGUCGCUCGCCGUGUUCGAUAUUUCCAAGAUCGUCGAGAACGGCGUUGAGCAAACCCCCGAGGUUGACUUCUCAUCAGGCUUGGUCAGACGUACUCUCAGUCACCCCGAACCCUUCAAGUGCUCUAUCAAGCCUCGCUCUGCGAAAGCUAUUGAGCUCAUUCAGCAGGAUGUUAACUAUUAA
This is a messenger RNA of Suillus bovinus, 1563 nucleotides long. RefSeq names its product cytochrome P450. The transcript is spliced from 11 exons. NCBI's taxonomy places the organism in Eukaryota, Fungi, Basidiomycota, Agaricomycetes, Boletales, Suillaceae. Bases 1 to 1563 code for a protein of 520 amino acids. The record is from RefSeq and is a predicted model, not a curated record. Gene Ontology annotation, molecular function: oxidoreductase activity, acting on paired donors, with incorporation or reduction of molecular oxygen; iron ion binding; heme binding.